UUCUCACAUCCAACAACAACAACACAAAGCUAAGAAACCCAAACCUCAAACACAAAUGGCUUUCGCUUUGAAGUUCUUUACAUGCCUAGUUUUGACUGUGUGCAUAGUUGCAUCAGUAGAUGCAGCUAUCUCAUGUGGCACAGUGGCAAGUAGCUUGGCUCCAUGUGGAGGCUAUCUAUCGAAAGGUGGGGCUGUGCCGGCUCCGUGUUGUGCAGGAGUCAAGAAGUUGAACGGUCUGGCUCAAACCACUCCUGACCGCCAACAAGCUUGCCGUUGCUUACAGUCCGCUGCAAAGGGCAUUAACCCGAGUCUAGCUUCAAGCCUUCCUGGAAAGUGUGGUGUUAGCAUUCCCUACCCCAUCUCCACGAGCACUAACUGCGCCACCAUCAAGUGAAAUGGGAGCUUAACUACGUCAUCACUUGCCUGAAGAGUUUGGUUUCGUAUAUCUUAAGUAAAAUAAAAGACGGCUAUCUAAGCUGAUAUUUACCAUGUCUUUGUUGCUUUUUCUUAUAUAUGAUGUACACUAUUGUAUCUUACAUGUUUAAGAUAUGAUAAUACUGUCUUAUUAAUCAUCUUCGCUUUAUAACU
Molecule: messenger RNA, 588 nt
Organism: Capsella rubella
Lineage: Eukaryota; Viridiplantae; Streptophyta; Magnoliopsida; Brassicales; Brassicaceae
Product: non-specific lipid-transfer protein 4
Exons: 2
Coding region: 56-394 (112 amino acids)
Biological process (GO): lipid transport
Cellular component (GO): membrane
Molecular function (GO): lipid binding
Source: RefSeq, a predicted model, not a curated record